UCGUGCGAUAAUAAAUUCAUAAUUAUCGGAAAAAUAUUUCAAUAUUUACGCCCUAAACGAGUUUGGAAAUCCGCAGAAAAAGCAAAAAUGGUUAAUCCAGCAGAAUUCGUGAAGAAGGCAAUUGAAGAAAAUGAAGUGAUGAUUUUUUCAAAAAAUGGCUGUCCAUAUUGCAAGAAAGCAAAAACGAUCUUCGAGAAAUUGAAUAAAAAAUUCAAAGCCGUGGAAAUUGACGAAAUGGACGAGUGCGAUGAGAUUCAAGAUGUUUUAGGAUCAUUAACACCGGCGCGAACUGUUCCAAGAGUUUUUGUUAAUGGAAAAUUUAUCGGCGGCGGCAGCGACGUCGAAAGUAAAUACAAAAGUGGAGAACUUCAAAAAAUCUUAGGUUGUUAAACAACAAUUGUUAAUUUAUUCAUAUUUUCUUUUUCUUAAAUUCACUCAUUCCUUUAAAAACAA
Messenger RNA from Leptopilina heterotoma, 453 nucleotides. RefSeq names its product glutaredoxin-C4-like. Gene Ontology annotation, cellular component: cytoplasm. The transcript has 3 exons. The record is from RefSeq and is a predicted model, not a curated record. Lineage: Eukaryota; Metazoa; Arthropoda; Insecta; Hymenoptera; Figitidae. Gene Ontology annotation, biological process: cellular response to oxidative stress. The annotation marks the transcript as partial. Gene Ontology annotation, molecular function: glutathione disulfide oxidoreductase activity.